Messenger RNA from Phoenix dactylifera (date palm), 3574 nucleotides. The record is from RefSeq and is a predicted model, not a curated record. Lineage: Eukaryota; Viridiplantae; Streptophyta; Magnoliopsida; Arecales; Arecaceae.
GCCUUUUUCCACGGUGCGCCGUGUCACUCCCAACAAGCCAAAUAGAUUCUCUACUUCCUCUGCGCCCUUUUUCUUCCUUUCUCGAGCGGCAUUGAUUGCGAUCGAGUUCGGGCUGGAGAUUCUUUUGGUCCGUUUGCAGAGUCUCCGAAGGGUGGGCCACUUGCUUAGGAGUAAGCUCAGAAGAUUCUGUUGACCUUAGAGGAGUCUUUAAUUUAUCCAACAGGCCUCAAAGAAGAACAUAUGCAGUUUCAUGCUGGUGGAGUGAAUGAUACAAAUUCAUGCACUUCCAUGAGUGGUCAGAAGUUAUAUACGUCACAUACAUCAAGAUGUAGCACAGAUACAUCACAGGCAUCAAAUUGUAGCACAGAUAGGGAUGCAGGUCUCUUGCUUUGUCGGGUGUGCCAUAGUGCAGAAUCAGACAGAAGGGGGGAUGCUGCCUUAGGUUUCUUGGACAUUAUCCCCCCAUCACAAGAAAUUUUAGAAAUCAACAAAAAUGAAGAUGAGGUUCCCAAGAGAAUUGCUGAAAAGGAUGAAGAUUCCAAGAAUUGCGGAAGGGUUCCUGGAUUUAUAGAGUUCAUAAGCCCUGAAGGGGAGAUAUUUGUUUGUAGCACUGAUGUAGAAUCAGGCUCAUAUCAUCACCAAGACAUGCUAAUUGAACUAGGAUGUUCCUGCAAAAAUGAUCUUGCUCUUGCACACUAUGCCUGUGCAUUGAAGUGGUUUAUAAGCCAUGGAUCCACUACAUGUGAGAUAUGUGGAAAUGUUGCUAAAAAUGUAAGGCCUGCAGAUUUCAGAAAGAUCAUGGCUUCCUUGAAGGAUUAUGAAGCAUUAAGGGAGAGGACAGCUACGGGGGAGCUUACACAUGUACCUACUGAGACAGCUUCAGAUGUAGAUCCUGAUGCUAUUGCUGCUAUCCGAAGACAAAGACUAAGCGAGAUAUCAUUGUGGUUCAAUCCUCAAAGUCAUGCCAUAACAGUUUCACAAGAAAUUGUAGAAGAGUUGCCUGAUAACCCAACAGAAAAUGUGGUACCUGAUAAUCCAACAACUAAAUGGGCUAUCGAGUUUACAGGAAUUUUAGUUGCUACUGGCCUUCUUACAGUUACCCUUGCAUGGUUAAUUGCUCCUCAUGUUGGAAAGAAAACUGCAAAAAAUGGUCUUCACAUUCUUCUUGGAGGUAUAUGCGCCUUGACAGUUGUGAUCUUCCUUCGGUUUUUCAUUUUAUAUCUUAAAAUUGGUUUGCAUUAAGAGAACAAAGCGUCACUGAGAACUUUUACAGUGGAUAAAGAUAAGCUAUUUUGGAAUCUUAUGACCGAUCCUGUAUCAAGUUUGUGCUAUAUGAAUCUGUAGCUCAUCAGGCAAACUUGUGGAUAUGUAUUUGUGCUUCUUUCUUAAGGAGAGAACUUCCUAUUCCUGUGCUAGAUCUUUUGGGAAAAAUUUGCUCUUUCAAAAACAACUAAUAAUGUAACCAACAAAGGGAAAAAAAGGUUCCUCGGGCAAGAAAUUUCAUGGUGGCUCACUUCAAUGGCAUGCUUAGAGGGGAAUAAAGCCAUAUUAGUUUGUACAGAAUUUAUAUAGAGUAAUACAGAAUUUUUCCAUCAUGACAGUGUGAGCAUAUUAUAGGAUGUACAUCCUGCUUCAGUUAAUUUGGUGAUUCCAGGAAGCCAAGAACUAGAACAGGAGUUGGAACAAGAAGGGAGUGGCAUGAUAUAUGGGGUUACAAUUUGCAGUUGCCUCAUUAAUGUGAGCAAAAGCAGAACCCAGUUUGGGUCUGAAAACAGGCUCUAUUACCAAAGUCAUGUAUUAUUGUCUUUAAGUGCUAGACCAAGUUUCUUGAGUUAAUGUUGUCUACCCUCAGUAUUUUAUCUAUCAUUGUUCCAGCAAAACUUUGCCCAGGAUAUUGGAUUGCUCCGUGUGACUUGCCUAGUUCAUCAACUGGACAUUGGAGGAAAUGCAAGUGGGAAGCAUAGUGGCAAGGAGCAUGUGGAGUCAAAGCUCAGGAUUGGUAAAGGAAUAGGAAGCGGAUCUUGGCUGGGGAAGGGGUUGAGAUUGGCAAUAUCAAAACCUUGCUUUUGUCGACAUUGGUUGAUAAUAUUAUAUGGCUUACAGUUAAAUCUACUGUGCUAGCAACAUUUGGAAGCCAGUGGUGACUUGGGCAAGGUUUUAAUAUGUAUCUAGUGGUGGACAAGGUGAUGACAAAAGAUGAAUAUUGGUGCCAGCUUGUGCCCUGAGAGAAUUAUGGAAGAAAGCCUGGUCAAAAUCAGGGCAUGGCAGGAUGAAACAUGGGUCAUUGUUUUCCGACACCCAGUAACAUGACUAACUCUAACCAGUUGGCACCCCAAAUGUUAUUUUACUUUCCAAUUUUUGGCUUCUCUUGCUAUAUCUGUUGAAUCUAAUGCUUGGAAGCACAAGGUUGUAUAGUUAAUUGGAGAUGCAGGCACUGGUCAUUAAUCCUGUAACAAGGGACUCCAAUGAUGCUUUGUCAACCCGUGAAUAAACAUAUUAUUUCUCUUAAAUAUCAUUCUAUUUAUGAUGCUAGUGUGGAAAAGUAGUAGAAUAUAUGAGACUUUUCAUUUGUUCGAUAGCUAUAUUCUUUCGUGGCUGCUAGUAUCUUUUUAUUACAUUCCAUUGGUUAGAUGAGGUUGUUUGCUCCUCUUAUAUAGUAGAUAAAAGAUUAUGCAAGUCUCUUUUUAAUGACAGGUUGUACUAUCAAGAAUCAAGUAUGGACCAGCGCGCUAUUGGGCAAUCUUGUUCAUAUUCUGGUUUCUUGUUUUUGGAGUUUGGGCUUCUCGUACCCAUCAUGCCCGCUCCACAUGAUCUGUUCCCCGUCCUUGUCGCUGCUAUCAUGUUUACAGCAAGAAAUAUCAAGCAAUAAAACAGUGUUGGCUGCUUCUGUCGUAAUGUUUGUUGCUUUUGCCAUGGUUUUCCCCCAUUUUAUGUUUGUUGCGAAGACCAUGUUCAUUCAUAUAGCUUUUGCUAUUUUUGUUUCAGAAAUAAUCAGAGAUACUUCUCGAAGCAGGACAUGAUUAAAUUUUGACUCCUGCCACGAUCUAUGCGGCAAUGAAGCAUAGUGAGCAGAAAGCGCAAAGCAUAGUGAUGAGGCUGGUGCUUGGAAUUCUUUAUGUGGUGGAUGGUAGGUUAAUGGGUAAAUGUGCAGAUUUAUUAGUAGGAUUUUGCUGUAAUUAGUGAGCAAUUGUGUUGGAGCAUAAUGUUGGAUAAGGAUCUCUGAUGCUUGAGAUAGAAUGGUGUACCAGGCUUGUUUCAAUGCAAGAUAGGGAAGCCAGUGGCAAUCCUAUUCGAACUGUUGAACUUUAGGGAUGGCCCUGAUUUUGUUGCUCUCAACAACUCUGGAGAAGCAUGUGGCAUUCACAGGAAUGCAUGCACGUCUCGGUUCUUCAUAUAAAUAAUUAGAGAAAGCAAUAUUCUGUGACCCUAUAUCCGAUUGUUAAAAGGAGAGUGAAUGUGGUUGUGCAAUUUAUAAGUGUCUUCGUUUAGAGCACUAGUGCUUGUGUCAUCAUGCAUUCUAAUAUGGAGUGGAUUCCUAUGAUUUAUAAAUUUGUAAUGUCAUUGUUUUGUUCCA